AAACUGACACUACUUGGUCAAACUUAGAAUCUCAGUUUAGAUCUCUUUUCCAAAUUCCGUCUCAUGCUCAGUUGAGUGCUACUUAUAUUGAUGAAGACGGCGAUAAUGUAGCACUUUCAAGUGAUUUAGAACUUGCUGAGGUUCUCACUCAAUGUUCGGCUGGUACCGCUAUUAAAAUCGUUUUGAAAACUAAAUUGACUGUUGACGAAACUGCCGCUGCAUUGGAACAAAUAAGUCUCGAAGAUGAAGAAUCCUACGAAACUAUCUUAUAUUCCCAAUCUGAGCCUGAAGAGACUGAAGGACAAGGAACCUGUAAAGAAACAUGUGGAGAAAUUUGCGAAGAUGUUAUUUAUUCAGCAGAUGAAGUUCAUGAACAAGGGCAUAUUGAUUAUAGUAGCUCUGACCCCGAAAUUUACUUCUUUGUCUCUCGUAAACGUUCUCAUCGUGAACCACGACGAAUUUAUGCAGGGUCCGCUAAACUUGAAUCUUUUGGUGGACAAAAUGCAUGUCCUUUUGCGGAACGUUUUCGUGGUCCUCAUGGUAGUGGUAGAGGUCAUGCACGUAUGCAUAGAAUGCAUAAACAUGGUGAACCAGGUCAUCAUCAUCGUGGCCAUCGAUUUCGUGGUCAUAGACAUCCUUAUAAGAUGUGUAAACGUGACGGAGGACAUGAAAAUGAAAAAAUGGAGGACAAACCCGAUAAAGGCCCUGAAAUGAAUGAAUCAGGCCCUAGUACUAGAGAAGAUCAUCAUCAUGGUCACCAUAUGCAUCAUAGAAAAGGUGAUAAAAAAGCGAAAUUUCAUUCUAGUGGUGACGAGAGACCUAGACAUCAUUGUGCACGUGUUCAUGCACAUCCAUAUUUCCAUCAUAAGCACGGACAUGGACAUCAUGGACGUCACGGUGAUCAUGGAGAAAUUCCUCCUGAGAAAGUAGCAGAAAAAUUAGAAAUUUUGAAUGGCUUGUCUUUUCCGGCUGAAAACAAUUCUCAUUAUGAAGAGCUUUUGAAAAGAUAUCAUGGAAGAAUCGGUCAAGUUGUUGAAGCAGUUAUUAGGGAACAAAGGGAGAAAGAACCUAAAGAGCCCAAGGAACCGGAAGACAAUGAUCCAGAAGGUGAUGAAGGUCAAGCGUCGACCUCCCAACCCAUGCAGAGUUAA
Molecule: messenger RNA, 1151 nt
Organism: Dentiscutata erythropus
Lineage: Eukaryota; Fungi; Glomeromycota; Glomeromycetes; Diversisporales; Gigasporaceae
Source: the annotation of a GenBank genome assembly